This is a messenger RNA of Theileria equi strain WA, 1539 nucleotides long. RefSeq lists its product as hypothetical. The transcript is spliced from 6 exons. Lineage: Eukaryota; Apicomplexa; Aconoidasida; Piroplasmida; Theileriidae. The coding region runs from base 1 to 1539 and encodes 512 amino acids. The record is from RefSeq and is a predicted model, not a curated record.
AUGUUGUAUACAUACUCUUGUAUAUAUCUAGUAUACCUUUUACAAAUUUAUUACACCCAGAGUUUGCUCCUUAACAACAACGGAUCGCAAAGCCAUGCAAAUGAAGGUUUUAGAGGUCAAAUUAUAGCUAAAUAUACACCAUUAUUCAUAAAUCACACAAGGCUUGGUAGAAGGUUCGAUAAUCCAUAUAAAAGCUCGCGUACUAGCAACCGUGAAAACCAUAAUGGAUAUCCCAGCAUAAAUUGCGACUAUGGAUAUGACCAUGCGGUAAACAUUAGUCCAUUAUUCUCAAACAAAGCCAAUUCUGGUACUGAUGACGUAGAGAAGGAGAUUUCCUCCAUAUAUUCUGAUUUAAAGAACAAAAAAUACACCUUUAACGACCUUCAAAAGAGGCUAGUGGAUGAGGGAAUAUCGUUAUAUGGCUGUAAUAAACCGGAUGAUGUUAUAAAACGAGUAGCUGAGCUGAAUGUUUAUGGAAAGGAGAAUCUUGAAAGCAGACUACUGGAAAGUGAUCCAGAUUAUACAUUAGUUGCGCAGAAAUAUCUUGGAAAGUAUACACAGGAAUAUAGUGCCUGCACAAAUAAUGAAAGAAAAGUGUUUAUUUCCUCAUUGGUCGACGGCCUAAAAACAUUCGAUAUAGAUACAGUCAAUUUGGAUGACCUGCAAAUUGUGAAUCUCUACGCCAAGUUGCAAGCCAAAAGAAAUAUAAACAAUAAACUUCCUGCUGCAAAACACGAAAAUGAGGGAAAACAAACAAUUGAGUGUUACAAGAGUGAAGUAGAUUCCAUUUUCACAGCAUAUAUUAAUAUUAAAGAUAACAAAGAUUUAAGGGAUGACUAUAUAUCUUCAGUCAGGGAAGAACUUUUAAGCUCCGGAGUUGAUAUCUCUGACUGCCACGGUGAUGAACAACUCAUAAACAGGCUAGCUUACACACGUGUUUUCCCUCAAGUAGAGGAGGCUCCAAAGGUUCCACCUGCAAGAAAAAUUAAAAGAAUAAGGAAUACUAACUUGGGCCCUUUUAAUGCGUUUUCUAUUUUCGGUGAUUCAUUCAAGGAGCUUUUUGAUGAUUCCAUGAUGAAUGAUGAUCAAGGAAACUUUUUUGAGGGUUUCAUGAGUGAUUUACACGGUGACAAUAUGAUGGACGGCAUGAAUUUGGGCAAUGGAUUUUCAAUUUUGAAGGAUUUAGCAUCAAUGUUUGGAUUAAAUAACGGAUUUUCCCAACAAGUAAAAUUUUCUACAGAAGAUAAAAAUGUUAGAAAUGAGGAUGUAAACAGAAAUUUUAAAGCGGCAGAAGAUGUAGAAGAAGAGAGUGAACAUAUCGAAACCGACCCAUCUUUGCUAGUUCUACAGCAAAAGGCCCAACUUUCAGGGGAUACAAAUCUGCAAAGCAUGAUAAACAAAUCCAUCCAGAAUCCCGAGAUGAGAAGGAUACUCAAAAUGGCUGUAAAUGAAGGCUAUGACAAGGCUAGAGAAGCUUCCAAGAAUGAUCGCACGUUAUUGUAUAUUUUAGAAAAACUCAACGACAAACACCUCUUUUAA